AUGGUGAAACGUGAAUAUUUUAUCAAUGAUGUAUGUCUUCCCAGCAAAGAAAAAGAAGUAGAAUAUUUAACAGCAAUAAAAACACAGUGUCCUUAUUCAAAUAAUACAUUUACUUGUGAUGGUAAAGCUAAAAUCAAACGUUAUCUAGUUCAUACUACAAAUCAAUGGAGUGAGUUUAUAGGAUGUGAUAAAUGGAAGCAGAAUGAAAAAGGGAAGGAUCCUAAAUCAGAAGAUGAUAUGGAUUGCAAUAAAUUAUACCCUUCAGGUUACCAUCAAAAGUAUUGUGAUACUAAACAUAAUAUGCUUGAAAUUCUUAAAGCAAAAUCAUUAGAAGUAAUUCAUCAAAUAUUUGAAAAAAUCCAAAUGUGUAAUGAAGAUG
Funneliformis geosporum is the source of this 379-nucleotide messenger RNA. Lineage: Eukaryota; Fungi; Glomeromycota; Glomeromycetes; Glomerales; Glomeraceae. The record is from the annotation of a GenBank genome assembly.